AUGUCUGCUGCUCAAACCAAAGCCGAGGGCAUUAUUGAUGGUAACGCUGUUGCCGUCUUCAGCAAAUCCUACUGUCCACACUGCAAAGCCGCCAAGAAGCUCUUGACCGAUUUGAAGGCAAAUUUUUACGCUAUCGAGCUUGAUCAAGUUGACGACGGAUCAGCUAUCCAAUCCUACCUUGUCGAAAAGACUGGCCAAAGCUCCGUCCCUAAUAUCUUCAUCGGACAAAAACAUGUUGGUGGAAACUCGGAUUUGCAGGCGAAGGAUAAGAAGGAUUUGGAAAGUCAGUUGAAGGAAUUGAAUGCUAUCGCGGCUUAG
This is a messenger RNA of Botrytis sinoallii, 318 nucleotides long. RefSeq lists its product as uncharacterized. The coding region runs from base 1 to 318 and encodes 105 amino acids. Gene Ontology annotation, cellular component: nucleus; cytoplasm. Gene Ontology annotation, biological process: cellular response to oxidative stress. The record is from RefSeq and is a predicted model, not a curated record. Lineage: Eukaryota; Fungi; Ascomycota; Leotiomycetes; Helotiales; Sclerotiniaceae. The transcript is spliced from 3 exons. Gene Ontology annotation, molecular function: glutathione disulfide oxidoreductase activity.